AAAAAAAAACAAAUGAAUAAGUCAUGAUAAAAAAAAGAAAUAUUCUAUAAUACACACACACACACAUAAUAUAUCUUCGUAAUAUAUUUAUCGUAUCAUACAUAAUAACAUCUCUUUUAUUACGUAAAUACGUAAAUCAUGAAACACGCAAGAGAUGCGAAAAAUGACUGAAAAGAAUUUUUAUUAAUAUAUAGCAGUAAAGGAAAAAAGGGAGAUUUAAAAAACAAUUUUCACAUGCAAACUCUUUAUUUUUCUUAAGUAAUGGCUUUCUCUGUCGAGCGUUAAAUUCUUGUCAUACAGCUCCUUCUUGCGAUUUUCUUAAUCGUUAAUACCGACGUCUCUUUUAUGCGUCCGCCGUUACUACGUAAAUACGAAUAUUUGCAAGUUAUCGAUUUUUGAUACGCAUUUGUGUGCCAUAAAAAACUGAUAUUACGAUGCAUCACGAGUUUACUAUUAUCACGUAUAUCAGGCUGCAAUGAUACAUUCAUAAUCUAUUGCAAUGGAUCACGCAUAGUACGGUAUAAUCGCUUAAGAAGUUAAAUCAAUAAUACACGAUAAGAAUAAGAAACGUAUCGACGUAAAACGAGUCAAACUAUAUAAACAAAUUCAAAUUUCUUAUCAUACGAAAAACGCGAAUAUAAUGUCAUCUUGAAUCUUUGUUAUUCAAUUUACAGUAUCGCUGACGGUAUCUAAUAUAUAGCGGGUAUGAUACUGUUUUAUUUUUUAUUCUCAUUUUAUUUAAUUCACGAUAUCGCUAUAGUCUCUUAUUUAUUUCUUUACACGUAAAUAAAAAAUGAAAGUACAACAAUCACAAAUUCGUGCGUCAUUGUUAACGUAGGAAAAGUACCAUCACGUGCACGUCCUCUUAAGGGAAAUAGACGUUUUAGAAAAAAAAAACAUAUAUUAAUUUUCACGUGAGGAAGUCUUAACAACCAAUGCGCCUCGGUAUCACGCAUUAUAUAUGUCGUAUUUCACCGUCAUGCAGCGACAUCGGAUAAUUGAAUCGCGAACGACGGUGCGUAGUUACCGCAAGAUAUAAUUUUCGUUCGACGUGAUCGAUCUGAUGAUUUCUGAAGAGACGAGAGACUACAACACAGACAGCAAUCUCGAUCGACGUAGAAUGGAUCACGAGAGAGCCAACGCGUUGCACUAAUAGUCCAUUAAUCGUUAAAUAACUCUGUAGCUUUUCCGCUCUAUCUACAUUACGGCCGCGGUUACGAUAAAGAGGGGGAUCGCGAAAUCUGUAUCGCACGGAGCUUUUCACGCGGAGUUAUCAAGUUAAUUAAAAUUAAUUCGGUGCAACGCGGCCGAGAGAGAUUGAGUUAGAGUUUCGGGUAAAAGGAAAAGUGCCAGAAGAUAGAGAAGGAGCCGCGUUUAACACGCGGGUGAAUCGCGUCGAAUCCGCGCGAGACACCCGUCUAAAUACACGGGGCUGAUUACAGAUUGCGCUUGUAGAGAGACGACAGAAUAUACGAAAUAUUCGUGUAAACCUUAUUGUAGAUACGUAAUCGAUACAUACGCUAUCCCGUUACACCCUCUACGAAUAUAUAACGUAACACCCCUGAUGCGUAAGCAUCUGGGGAAUGAUAAUGAUGAGUGUACGUCGACGGAGAAGAGAGAUCGAUGAUGAAAAAUGUCCGAGUCGCGCGAGAUCACGCCAAAAAUAGAAAUCUCUCACUUACGUCACUACUACCUUUAGGUACCUCGUACAAUUUACACGUUGCUAGAAAGAGAGAAGGAAAGAAAGAGAGAUAUGUAUAACACAUUAUUUACACUAUAUUGCUUCCACAUGAAUUAUUAAGAGAUACUAUUUGAUUCAAUUAACAUAUUGUGCGACACUUCACGGAGACAUAAUGAUAAUUAACAUUAAAUUAAUUGUCGUAAUUGUCACGAGUUACCACUUCGUACGAACGCAAUAGUGUAACAAUUAUCCAGCGUAUCCUGGACUAUGAUUGCUGGAGAGGUAUUAUAAUAAUAUUUUUGUUUUUAAAUUUACAUUUUCGUUCUUUAUUUCUCAACGCUCCCGCCGAACGCAUCCUCCGAUCUCGUUAAACAAAUGGCUGCGUCCCCUUUUAUCUUUAUAAAAAAAAUAUAUGUAGAAUGCAAUUUAGCCGCAGUAUGUAGAAUGCAAUUUAGCCGCAAAUGUCUAUUGCCAGAUAUAAAACAUACAUAUAAAAAUACGUAUAAUCGUCGUCACGCGAUGGGUAACAUCCAGGAGUAAGACUUUUGUCCAUAUUUUAUUAAAAAGGUUCCAUCAAAGUUGUCCAUAGAUUCUUUAAUUUGUAAUGUCCCGCGACAAAAGUUCUUAAAAAAAAAUAAAUUAAUUAAAACUGACUAGCGGACAUUUAUAUCAUUUAUGAAAUUAGUCUUUAUUUUUAGAAUUAAAUUUAAUACUCUUUGUGUGUAUUAUAAUAAUACAGAAAAAGAGAUAAAAGAAUACAUAUCUUCUAAUGAAGUCUUUUAUAACAUAUUUCUUUUCUCAUAUUGUGUGUGCAUUUAGGACAUAAUAAGCUCAGAUUUAAUUACCGUUUCAAAGAUGAGAAAUUCAACUUUGCAGAACCUGUCAGUUCUUUCAAAAUUAAUUACUUCGUGCAAGAGAGAUUUACAUCGCGAAGAUUUAAUAUCGAUAUAGACACGAUCCUAAAACUAAUCCUUGCUGAAGUUUGGCACGAACGGUACCAGCAAUCACGAAAAUCCUCAAUCCUUCCUUACCAAUGUCUAUUUAGACGUAUUUUAGAAAACUUACCACUUUAAAAGGAUAAUACGCACAGCGUGUGAAUCACCCUCACAAUUCACCUCCAAGGUCUGCAAAAGCAUCGCCAUCACUCACCGCCUGCCAGUCAAGAGGUCAGUCUGCACACACUAUGUAAUUUUUGGUAACAAGAGGGAUGCAUCCAGUAUUAGAGCUCACUGAAUAAUCAAUGUACAUUACUAGAUGCAUCCGAAUACAUUAAAUUAUCCAAGUGCAUUGUGUUUUCCACUUAUCGAAUGUUUAAAAAUAAAUUAUCGUCACAAUUCCAGCCUGAGACUCCCGUGAAUGAUCGCCACUUUCCAAACGAUUCAAAAAUGGGCGACAAUGAGAUACUCCAGCCUCAACCGCCACCCUCCACGCCGACCAAAGCACGUGGCGUCACAUCACCCUCGUCCAUUGUAACACCCCGAGCCGUUAGAAGCGGUUUGGCCAAAUCUCCGGAAUCCACAACGCCCAGAAGGCAACUCGUGCAAGAGACGGAGGGUCUAACCCUCGCGAACGGACGAGCAUCCAAAACACCCUCGCCAGAUGCGACGAAUGACAGAAACACACCGAAGGGUCGCUCGCCAACCGCCCCGCGUCCACCCAGCAGCUUGCGCGUUAAAUCCGCCAACGAUAAGUCCUCCCCCAACACUCCUAGAAAAACAUCCCCCGGUACACCGGGCAAAACGUCUCCCGGCACAUCUAGCAAGACGUCUCCCGGCACACCUAGUAAGACGUCUCCCGGCACACCUAGCAAAACGUCUCCCGGCACACCUAGCAAAACAUCUUCCGGCACACCGAGAAAAAGCCCGUCGCCCAGAGAGUUGCGUCUUCCGAAACUCGCAUCUUCGCCGAUACCACAAGAAGCAAGUCCAGCAGCUCCCGAAACUCACUCGAAAAUUACUUUACCCAAACUGAUCGAACCAUCCUCGAAAGCUGCCCGAAUGGCGUAUUAGAAUAAAAAAUACGACAGGCUUUCUAGCACUUAUGUUAGCACAAGAUAUCUCAGAUAACUCGCAUUUUCUUUCUGCCGCUUUUUUCGAUCCAUUGGAAAUCGAUUUUUCUUUAAAAAAAUCUGAGUUUUUGUCACAACUUUUUUAAAGUAAAAUAUUUUUAUUUGUUUAUAGUUCUAGAACUUAAUCUCUCGUAAAUAUAAAAUCUAUUGACGUCUCAAUAUUUUUAUAUUCAGAAAAAAAUUACUUCAAAUUAACUCAUAAACUCGUAUCUCGUAUAUAAAAGCAAAUGCAAGGAUGCUUGGAGCAUCUUGUACAUUUUAUGAAAGUGAGUGCAAAAAGUAAUAAUUUAGAGAACAAAUAACAGUAGAAAAUCAGUAAAAAAUUAUACUUGCCAGAGUAGAUGUUUUCUUUUUAUUGACUAAUAUAAUUCUAAUAUAAAAGUUUAAAAAAGUAAAUUUUUCUAUCAUAGAGAGAAAGAGAGAAAUAAUCUCUUAAUCAAAUAUUAAUAGAUUCGAUUCGAAAGUAAACUGAUAAUUCAUGGCAAAACGGAAUAAGGACUUGAUCUUCUUUGCAAGUCUUAUAUUUUCCCAACUAAAUCGUUAAUUUUUCCAACCCCGUAUCUUCCACCGUAUGGAAGAUUAACUUUUAACGGGUGUUGGAAACAAAAGUGCCAGAUAGAUAUAUCACUGACCUUUGUUAAUUAUUAACGCGAUAUUAUUUUUAUGUCACAAAUAUUUCUAAUAUUCAUUUAUUAUUUUAUUUUUAAUAAAAAUCAGUAGUAUAUAUGAAUAAUUCUCAAAAAAAUAUUUUUUGAUUAUAAAUUUUUUUAUAAAAUAUCCUUAACAAUU
Molecule: messenger RNA, 4538 nt
Organism: Formica exsecta
Lineage: Eukaryota; Metazoa; Arthropoda; Insecta; Hymenoptera; Formicidae
Product: proteoglycan 4-like
Exons: 1
Coding region: 2989-3690 (233 amino acids)
Source: RefSeq, a predicted model, not a curated record